Molecule: messenger RNA, 434 nt
Organism: Hymenoscyphus albidus
Lineage: Eukaryota; Fungi; Ascomycota; Leotiomycetes; Helotiales; Helotiaceae
Source: the annotation of a GenBank genome assembly
AUGUCUAAAGUCAAAAGGGCACCAGUUUCUCAAGAAGAUGAACCUCUUCUCCCAGCAGUCUCUGAAUCUACCCAAGCGUGGGUUAAACAACAGCGUAGGGAUGAAAGACGAGAGGAGAGACGUGAGCAAGGGCUGCGAGAGGAAGCGGAACGUGAGAGGGGGAGAACGAGAGAGUGGGAGGGGGAGAGAAUGAAUAGGGGGGGUAUAAAGAGAGUGAGGGCCAGAGCGAGAGCGAGAGGAGGGAGAGGAGAGAGAGGAGGGAUAGGGAUAGGGAGAGGAGGGAGAGUGAGAGGAGGGAAAGUGAGAGGAGGGAGAGGGAGAUUGAGUUUGAGAGAGCAUUCCGACAACCGCCAGCUCUAGAAAAGGGGCACAGAAAGAAACGUCAUCACCCAAAGAUGUUUUCCAAGCUUGGAUCCGAAGCAAUCGACCGUUAA